Messenger RNA from Blepharisma stoltei, 564 nucleotides. The record is from the annotation of a GenBank genome assembly. Lineage: Eukaryota; Ciliophora; Heterotrichea; Heterotrichida; Blepharismidae.
AUGAACCCAGAUCGUGAUUACUUUUGCUCCUAUGAAAAAGUAGACAAUCUUGAUGAUAAUAAUCGCAGAUCCCUUCUAGUAAGUGUAAUGUUUACACAAUAUAGACCAGGCUCAGCUUACCCUCAAUUUGCUGCAGCUAAAAUAUUUACAAGGCGAAAUGAGAGUAAUGAAGCAGAAGUCAAUUUUUUAAGACAAGCUGGAAAUUGUCACCCAAAUGUAGUUAAGUUUUACUAUGACGUAGAUUUAUCUGAUCAAAGCUAUGCAAUUUUUAUGGAAUUAUGCAAUAAAGGAAGUCUAGCUGGCAUUAUUUAUAAUAAUCGCCAUGAUCCCACUACUUGGACCAAAGACGAAACGUUGAGCAUGUUUAUCAUUAUCACAGAAGCAUUUACAAGUUUGCAUAGUGCGAGCAUAGCUCAUAGAGACGUUAAGCCUCAUAAUAUUUUUGUUAACCAACACAACGAAAUUCGUAUUGGCGAUUUCGGAGAAUCUAAAGUCAGAAUCGAAAACAAAUUACUCCACUUGGGACGCCUGAAUACAUGUCCCCAUUUUUGGAAAGAAUGCUAG